Messenger RNA from Hyaloscypha bicolor E, 1512 nucleotides. RefSeq lists its product as uncharacterized. The coding region runs from base 348 to 1244 and encodes 298 amino acids. Lineage: Eukaryota; Fungi; Ascomycota; Leotiomycetes; Helotiales; Hyaloscyphaceae. The transcript is spliced from 4 exons. The record is from RefSeq and is a predicted model, not a curated record.
CGCCUAUCGUCUACGAUAGUCUCAAACUCACAAUCAAGCUUAAACGGGAAACGAAUCAUUCUAUUUCCAUAAAAAGCCAUGCUACCCCUUCAAGUUUCUUCUCCAAUUUCCGCGUCUACCACUUUGAAGCCAAGAAUAGUACGCGCGAGACUGUCUCACAAUCCAGACAACGCCUACCAGUCGAAGCUGAAGUCUUGCCAUCACGAGAGACAAGCAGACGAAGCAAGCGCACCAUUGCCGCCACCUCUAGAACUCUGAUUCUGAGCUACUACCACCGUUCCAACUAUUAAAGGGCAUUCCCCAUCAACACACUCCUCAAUUACAAUUCUUCCAACAAUACUGCAAUCAUGACGUCCAUGAUCGCAAAGUACAUCAGCAAGAAGGUGUUGGGAGAGACCAUGCAGAAUAACUUUGGCAAGGAGGACCCAUACUUCGAGACCGUUCCUGCGACCCGUUUAGAUGGCCGGCCAUCCAGCAAGAAGGGGAAGAAGAGACGCAAGGCCUUACCCGCCGGUAUCUCUGAACAUGAUGCCAAAAUUCUGACCAAGGUCAAACGGCGAGCAUAUCGUCUUGAUAUGAGUCUGUUCAAUUGCUGUGGAAUCAGGUUUGGCUGGUCCUCUGUCAUCGGUAUUAUUCCAGGUAUCGGUGAUGUUAUCGACGCAUUCAUGGCUAUGAUGGUUUUGAGAACGUGCCAGCAGGUCGAGGGCGGCCUCCCAAAUCCGGUCAGGGUGAAAAUGUUGUUCAAUAUUGUACUGGACUUUGGCAUUGGACUUGUUCCUUUCCUAGGAGAUAUUGCAGAUGCUUUAUUCCGCGCAAAUACCAGGAAUGCCGUCGAACUUGAGAAGUUUCUUCGCGCAAAGGGUGAACGAAACCUCAAGGCUCAGGGACAGCCUCUACCGCAGGUCGACCCUUCAGACCCCGACGAAUUUGAUCGCCAAAUGAGAGUAGAACAUGGACCACCACCGCAAUACACGACAGCACCUCCAACUAGACAAGGCACACAGCCUCCGAACAGACAAGGCACACAAACGCAGAACGACAGUGGACGGCCAGGACCUUCUCACCAGGAUGAUGUACCAGAACAGAGAAGCGGCGGCCUUUUCAGUGGUUUCGGAAGUAAGAAGAAGCAGCCCGACGUUGAACGUGGUGACGAAAUGAUGAGACGCCAAGAUGCACCUCUACCAAGCCUUCCAAAGAAUGAUACCCAACGGAACCCGUCCACGCUCCAGAAGAACCAAUAUUAAUGGCGCUGGAUUUGGAUUCAGUGGCAGCAUAUUUUGCUUGCAAAAUGGCGCGUUCCUUUCCAUAUGACGUUUCCGAGGCGUUUUCCAUAUUUGAGAUUCGAGUCCUGUAAAGAUUUGGAGUAGAUACCCAUAAUAAAGAUAAUUCUGAAUCGGAAUUUGAUCCACCAUAACUCUUUCCGCAGUGACUUGUCUAGGUCGCGGUGGAGAAAGGAAGCAGUACUAUGGUUUCUAUCUUCCAAGCUAGAUAUUUCAAAUGCUUCAACUCUGA